CGAUUGCGCAAGUCCAGAACCAGAAUCCGCAUUGUACACGGAGGCCACAAGGGUCCCAUAUCCCCAAUGAUUUCUACACACUCUUCUGCUAUAUUCACGCGAUCAAUCCAAAGCCUGAUAUUUCAGUAGGACUCGGACCAGAGUUUCGAAUCUCAUAGAAUUUGCGGUCUGAAAAUUAUUUAUGUAGCGAGUUGUGAAUUGGGAAUUUGAGGGCCUUUACGAAUUUGGAUGUUCUUAGUAUUCCCGAGAGCAAACUGAAUUCAAGUGCUUUGGCCUUUGGGAUUCUUUUCCGUUACCUUUUCUUGACAGAUUGGGUAUUGUUGGUGCGAGGAACUGAACGUGUUAAAGAUGAUGCUGCAUUUUGGACAGCCGGCUAAGCUGAAGACUAAGAAGAUUGUGUUUGAGGAUGUAUAUGCUGCAUGUGAUUCUGCCACACUUGAGCAACUUAAGGAGUUAAGCUCAAGACGAAGAGCAAUUGAAGAGUCUAUUAAUGAGAGCAGCCAUAUUACAGAAGCUAUAGCAAGGGAAAUGUCUGGAGGGUUGGUAUCUCGUCUUGAACAGGAUCUUCACAGAGUAACACAGUAUCUCCCAUUAUUGGAAAAUCUAGUUUUACAUAAUGAACAAAUCAGCAAUUACAAAACGUAUCAAUGGGAUGCCUCUCUUAAGAUACGGUGGAGUAGUGCUCUAAGCCCAUCUUACUUCUUUAGGAGUACAGAGUUUUUCCAGAUUGACCAUUUGCAAUUCGAGCUUGGUAUGAUCCUUUUUCUCUAUGGUGCAAUCCUAAGGGAGAGGGCUUUAGAAGUUCUAUCAACAGAUUUGGUUCAAUCUGCCACCACAUUUAGAGAAGCUGCUGGCAUUUAUCAUCACCUGGCACUUAAUGUUCUUCCCUGCUUAAAGGCUGCUGGGGCAUCAGAAGUUCCACCAGAAGCUCGUACUUCUGUCUCCACUGCUAUGAGCCUCAUUUGUUUGGCUGAAGCACAGGCAGUAACAACAAGGAAGGCUGAAGGGAACGGUAAUUCUUCAAGUCUUUUAGCAAAGUUGCAUCAUGGCGUUACAGAGUUUCUUGCAGAAGCAAGUGGAGUUUUAGAGACUUCCGUCAGAGAUGGCAAAGACAUUGCACCAAACUUAAUGGAAUUUAUCCAAUGCUGCAAAGCCCUACAUACGUUGAGAGGUCAGAGAUACCAUGCAGAAAGUCUGAAGGCUUCUGGUCAAAUAGGGGCUGCGAUCGGGGUUCUUCAAUCUGAAUUGAGCAAGAUCAAAAAGAAAAUACGAGUUGAAGCAAAAUGGAAAUCUGUGAUUGAGGAGGAAAUUCUUGAUGCUUCUGAGAUCCUCCAAAAAUUUGUACGCGAGAACGAUUUUGUCUGGCAUGAGAAAAUCCCCUCAGAAAAUGAGUUACCACUGCCCCACGGUAACAAAAUUGUCAAUUUGAUACCUUAUAGUCCCAAAAGAUGGGAGAGACACCUUUCUUUUAAGGUGAUGAAGUAGAGGAAAGUUAUACAAGUUAUAGCUUUGUCUGUCUUUGCCAAACACGUCUCAUCAAUAAUAUGAUGUUUCGUACAAUGUUUUCUCAUAAA
Messenger RNA from Neltuma alba, 1574 nucleotides. Its product is annotated as programmed cell death 6-interacting protein. Bases 349 to 1485 code for a protein of 378 amino acids. Lineage: Eukaryota; Viridiplantae; Streptophyta; Magnoliopsida; Fabales; Fabaceae. The transcript is spliced from 6 exons. The record is from RefSeq and is a predicted model, not a curated record.